UGUAGUCAAGGGCUUACUUGUGUAAAAUAAAAAAAAGGACUCGAACCCACGUGAUUCAGAUAUCCAAGUCACAUAGACUAACCAUUGAAUCACGGGGCUCUAGCCUCUAGGCUCUAGCAGCCUACUUAAUCGUAAAACGUGUGAUCAUAGCAAGAGCGUAUCUACUAUGUAAACUUAUAGAAAACAGGAAAUUCUACAAAAAAGUUCCUAAUUUAUGUUUUACUAGCUAACGCCGCGCGGUUUCACCCGCGUUGUUCCCGUUCCCCUAGGAAUACGGGGAUAACAUAUAUUACCUAUAACCUCGAUAAAGAUAGCCCAUCUAACGCUGAAAGAAUUUUUCAAAUCGGACCAGUAGUUUCUGAGAUUAGCGCGUUCAAUCAAACAAACUCUUCAGCUUUAUAAUAUUAGUAUAGAUACAUACCUACAUAAAUUGUACUUUUUAUGUUUACUUUUAUUGUUUUAACUUCUUCAACGGAACCCUAAAAACAUGUUUGUCUAGUCUUGUCUAUAAAUAGUUCACGUAUCAGAUACUUAGUAUCUCACAUACCUACAUUCUGUCUACUCCCCCAUAACCACGUGUUUUUACACGUGGCUCUCAUUCAUAAGUUCUGGGAAUAGGAAAUGAUUUCAGAUAUUAUUUAUUUCGUGUUAUGUUUUGAAUAUCUUGUUUCAUAUAAGUAUGAGCCGUGAUAGCCCAGUGGAUAUGACCUCUGCCUCCGAUUCCGGGGGGUGUAGCUUCGAAUCCGACCCGGGGCGUGCACCAUCAAUUCAAUUUUCAGUUAUAAUAAGUGCAUUUUAUUAAAUUAAAUAUCACGUGUCCCAAACAGUGUCUUUAGAGGAUCAGUUACUGAUGUUACUAAGCAUAAGAGCAAAUAUACCAAUUUGAAAAUUAGUUAAUAUAAUAGUGACAGGAUAUGUUUUGUUACUCAUAGCUAUUAAUCAUCUGAUAGUGAUUAUUGUAAAAUAGUUUAACAUUAAAGUAUAUGUAGUAGGCAUAUAUAGAUAUAUGUAAUUUUUAAAUAGUAGGCAUUUAAGUACCUAUAUUAAUUCAUCAAUAACUAAAAUAUAAUAUUAAUUAAAACAUUUUUUAGUUUUUAGUAAUUUAGUAGUUAUGUAUUUAAUAACAAUUUUUAGUUUCUAUUAGUAGGUAUCCAUGUUUAUUUAUUAUGUCGUACCUAUUAGUUAAUGUAUUGUUAAUAAAAGUAGGUGAGUAGGUAAAAUAAUGUAUCAUUUGAUAAAAAAGCAGUGUUUUGUGUUUUAUUUUGUCGUGAAUUCUUAAUACAUAUUUAUGAUCAAAAUAAUGUAAAGCCACACUGUCUCAAAGCUUUCUUAAAUUUCAAGGAUUUAAUUUAUUUUAGUUUCAUUUUAUUAGAUUAAAGUUUUUUAUCACGCUACUUCCUUUAAAUCUCCUGCCAUAAAACGCCAUUGACAAAAGUAAUAAAGGCACCAGCGCUGAUGGCGCCAUCUGCAUUUAGUUUUCACCAGCCAACACCAUUAAGGCCUAGUUCGGACUACUUUAGUAUUUUAGUCGAGUCAAGUACAAACAAUUUUUGGACUUAAAUGGUCUAAGGAUUUACCGCCCAAACAUUGUGCGUACUCGACUAAAAUACUAAAGUAGUUUAUUAGAAUAAUCCAUGCUGAAUUAGAAUAUGCCAAUACUCCAUGCUAGUACCUACCCAGAAAAACAGAUUUUACGCGAACGAAUUUGCGGGCGUCUGCUAAUCUUAUCCUACUAAUAUUAUAAACGCGAAAGUUUGUAUGGAUGUUUGUUUGGAUGUUUGUUACUCUUUAAACUACUACUGAAGAGAUUUGGCUAAAAUUUGGAAAUAGAUAUUAUGCUGGAUUAACACAUAGGUUACUUUUUAUCUCGAAAAAUCCAUGGAUUCCCGAGAUUUGGGAAAACCUGAUAGCCUGGGCUACUGAACCGAAUUACCUGAAAAUUGAAGUAGAGAUAUACUAAUACUAGUCUGGAUUAAUGCACAGGCUACUUUUUACCUCGAAAAAAGCUAUGGUACCCGAGGGAUGAUUGAAAAACUAAAUUCCACGUGGACGAAAUCGCGGGCGUCCGCCAGUAUAUUAUAAAAAGGAUAUAAAAUAACUUAAGGGCCGUACUAGCCUGCGUAGAGGGGAGCUAGCCAAUGAUGCAGAAUGAUCGACAGAAAUAAUUGUUUGUUUUAGAGUUCUCCGAAUAUGCAUCUAGUGCUUUCGAUCGUGCUUCUGAUAAGCACCAGCUGCUUGGCUCACUACAGAGGCUAUGAGUCUCACAAUCUUAUCGAACGUGAUGAACUACGCGAUUCAGAUGGCAGCGUACUAGUCGAAUGUCCCGUCUGCGAGCUUUCUUCCAGCGGCAUACCCUCUCGAGAAGUAUGCGACAUCCCAAAAGGCAAUAAGAUGUUUAAACGCUGUCGACGUGGCACAUAUGUCAACGAGGUUUGCGGCAAUCGUCUAGAUUGCUACAGGGGGCCAGGAGAACAAUGUACCGAGAAAAUGGAUUUCGACUAUUAUGGACAAAAGUGUGCUCGUGGUUUUCAUUGCGACGAUACCUUCCACGAAUGCUUCGGACGGGGUUAUACUCCCGACAGCCGUCAACGUUUCUUUCUGAGUCACAUGCGCAGCGGUAUUUAUGGGCACACGAAAAAAAAUGAAAUACCCGAAAAUUCCCCAUUGUAUAAGUAAAAGGAUUUUUCGAUUAACCUUUUUCGAGACAGAUUUCAGCUCAACUUUUUUUAAUUUAAUAAAAUAUUAUUGAAAUUACACAUUGUGUAUUCCUAUUUAGAUAAGUAGGUAUGUCAUUAUUAUAAUUAAAUCAUUUAUUAAAAUCCU
Bicyclus anynana (squinting bush brown) is the source of this 2823-nucleotide messenger RNA. RefSeq lists its product as uncharacterized. The coding region runs from base 2191 to 2676 and encodes 161 amino acids. Lineage: Eukaryota; Metazoa; Arthropoda; Insecta; Lepidoptera; Nymphalidae. The transcript has 3 exons. The record is from RefSeq and is a predicted model, not a curated record.